CGUAAUAUCUGUGAGUCUAAACAACGCUGAGAGUAUAUAAAUACAGUGCACUGUGCUGCAGAAGUACAGGGCUCAGGACACACACAUCCAAAGUUCUGAAAAGAGGGCUCGCUCUCUCUCCACCUGCUCUGUUCCAGUCAAGUGUCAGAAGGCAGCAAAAAUGAAAAGCAUUUACUUUGUGGCCGGAUUGUUUGUAAUGCUGGUACAAGGCAGCUGGCAACGUUCCCUUCAAGACACAGAGGAGAAAUCCAGAUCAUUCCCAGCUCCUCAGACAGACCCGCUCAAUGAUCCGGAUCAGAUGAUUGAGGACAAACGCCAUUCUCAAGGCACAUUCACCAGUGACUAUAGCAAGUAUCUGGAUUCCAGGCGUGCGCAGGAUUUCGUGCAGUGGUUGAUGAACACCAAGAGGAACAAGAAUAACAUUGCCAAACGUCAUGAUGAAUUUGAGAGACAUGCUGAAGGGACCUUUACCAGUGAUGUAAGUUCUUAUUUGGAAGGCCAAGCUGCCAAGGAAUUCAUUGCUUGGCUGGUGAAAGGCCGGGGAAGGCGAGAUUUCCCAGAAGAAGUCACCAUUGUUGAAGAAUUACGCCGCAGACACGCCGACGGCUCUUUCUCUGAUGAGAUGAACACAGUUCUUGACAAUCUUGCCACCAGGGACUUUAUCAACUGGCUGCUUCAGACCAAAAUUACUGAGAGGAAGUAAGUAUGUCACUGUUCAAGAUCACUUCACAUCACCUGCCAGCCACAUGGAAUAUUUGAAAUUUUAAGUUCUGUAAAUUUAAGAGAUGUAUCCUGAAGCCAUAUUGCUUUGCAUGCCAAUAAAUAACUUUUCUUUUAAUAUUGUGUGACCAAAGAUUGUAAAUGGAAUAAACCAUGGUCAAAGAGUUGUUAAAAUACCAGCUUUAAAAUGUGGAAGUGCAGAAUUCUCUCCUUUUCUUAUCUUGGAUGAAGUACCCUAACCUGCUUACAUUUAGCAAUGAAAUUACUUUUCUGUGAUGUAAUUUGUACAUAUAAAUUAUUUCAAUCACAGCAUAUCUGCACUGUAAUGAUAAGAUAAGGGAAGGACUAGUAGCCACAGUGGUGAAACUGGAAAGAGAAAUUCCUUCUUGAAACAUUUGUCAUAAAAAUGCUCUGCUUUCAAUAUAUAAAUGGUAGAUAAAUAAAAUUUUCAAGCUUCUUUA
Acinonyx jubatus (cheetah) is the source of this 1181-nucleotide messenger RNA. RefSeq names its product glucagon (gene GCG). Gene Ontology annotation, biological process: negative regulation of apoptotic process; positive regulation of insulin secretion involved in cellular response to glucose stimulus; adenylate cyclase-modulating G protein-coupled receptor signaling pathway. Lineage: Eukaryota; Metazoa; Chordata; Mammalia; Carnivora; Felidae. Gene Ontology annotation, cellular component: extracellular region. The transcript is spliced from 6 exons. Gene Ontology annotation, molecular function: glucagon receptor binding; hormone activity. The record is from RefSeq and is a predicted model, not a curated record. Bases 161 to 703 code for a protein of 180 amino acids.